Messenger RNA from Rattus norvegicus (Norway rat), 7146 nucleotides. The record is from RefSeq and is a predicted model, not a curated record. NCBI's taxonomy places the organism in Eukaryota, Metazoa, Chordata, Mammalia, Rodentia, Muridae.
AACUCGAAGGAGGCAGAGGCGGGUGGAUCUCUUGAAUCUGAAUCUAGGCUAUUCUACAUAGCUAAUUCAAGACUGACUAUCCAGCGCCUUACAGUCUGUAAGCCACUCUAAUAAAUCUCAUAUAUUUAUGCUAUAAGUUCUGUUCCUCUAGAGAACCCUAACACACUGUCUAAAACAAAAAACCUGAAUUAAGGGGCAGGAUCCGUGGUGGGAGAGAAGAGAGACUGGGGUUGGAGGAGAGAGAAAGACACAGGCUGGUAGAGGUGUCAGGAAAGCUAAAGGAAUUUUAUUAUUCAUGGAGUUGUGGUGUGCACAUGCACCCGUGGCUCUCAGAGGUCAGAGAAGAGCAUUGAUACUUCCUCUUUCGCCGUCCCCUUGACUGUUUUGAGACAGGCUGUCUCCCAGAAUCAGAAGCUCACCGUUUUGGCUAGCCAGCAAGCUUAAAGUAUUGGCUAAUUGCUGUCCCCGUUCCUCUAAUGCUGGUGUUAACAGGCUCUUAGCCCCUGGGUUUUCUCUGCAGCUCCAGGAGUUGUUCUAAACUUUGGAAGGCAAUAAUUUUUCUUUUGGAUAGGUCAGGGGUGGGCACAAAAUACCGUAAUGUUCCCUAGGAGUCCAUCCCCAUGUGCGUCUGUGAGGGGCUUCUCAGUAUACGUGUCGGCUCCCUCUCUCUCUGUGGGGUCGCUGUUGAAGCUGAAUGCUUUCUGUAGGUCUUGACAACGGCUAGAGACAGCCAGGGUUUAGGUCUGAGAAGACCUUCGGGCCUGCUAAGUGAGUGGUAUAGACUUUGACCACUGCUGCCUUGCCUUAGGUCUGGAGUGAGCUUCUCACAGCAGCUUUGAGUCUGGGGACUGAGUAGCUUCCCCAGACUAAUUCACCCAGGACACCCCCCAACCCCACCCUGCUACUUUUCCUAACCUACCCUCGCUCCCCUCCCCCUUUGCUGCAGUAUCAGAAGCAUGCCUCAUUCUGGAGCCCCUCUUUCUACCCCAAGAGCUCUGCGUCUGCCCUACCCACAGCCGACAGCAGAGGGGGCCCUCUACCUUGGGAUGGUGGUCCGGGCUGGCAGGACCGAGUCUGAGCUGGGGGCGGAUGAGAAAGUGGGAAGGUUUGAGCGGGGAAGGUGGGCGAGGGUGGGUUGCAAGUGGGAGCAACGAGAGUAUGCCGGACCGGUGAACCAGAGAAAGAAACGGGGCUCUUGAAGGAACUCCUCUGGCUCAGAGGGCACGGGAUUGCCGCAGCCUCAGCGCUAAAUGCAAAUGAUGCAAAUUACUAUGCAAACCUGCAGCUCCUCUCCGAGCCCACAACUUGGGUGGCUUUCCUAACGCUGUUGGGGUUGGGGAAACCGCAGUACACGUUUCUCCCAGGCCGCGGCUUUCUCCUGGAAAGACAGCAGAGGCAUCGGGGGAAGAGCUAGCCUCUGCCCACCGCCGGGGCCUGCCCUUAGAGGUUCAGUUUGCCCUUCCAUAAGCAAGGGUGCAAACGCGGCGUUCUGACAACUCGCCCCGGGGAGCGGGAUAUAGAUGAACCCGGAAACCAUGCAUCCUGCCUCGGGGUAUGAGUUGGGCAUAUGACCCUCCCCCCCCCCUUUCUGCUCCUAGUUCUCAAGCCCUUUCCUUAUCUCUUGAUAGGGACCAGGAACGCAGCUUGGCAUGACGUUGCUAGGGGGUGUGAUCGGCGGUUGCUAGGUUCUAGGAAUGUUGCUAUGCAACGCCGGGCAGGGCCCUGGUUGCUAGGCCGAGGAGGAGUCGCCCGCUGCCCAAAGGGUUCUAGCGAACUGCGCCCGCCCCCACCAGGACCGGCAUUGGCACCCCCAGGCUGGACGCAGUCUCUGGGGUUCCUUCCGGUUCACACCCUCUGUCACUCCGUGAUCCUCUGGGCUCCAGAGCGAGGAACCCUGGGUCUUUGUACACGUGUCUGUGCGCCUGCUGGUGCAGGGGGGUGGGGGUAGAAUGUCUCUUUUGAAUUUCCAUAGCAACUGCUCCCGUGUCACCCUACUGCUCCCAAAGGUUUAAGCAGUUGCGUUACAAAUUUACAUAUAUCUGCAUGUCAUUAACAUAGAGGCGGAGCCGGAACUUGUUUGGGCAACUAUCCCUGCUGGACAGUUCUCCUCGCACUGCUUUCAUCCCGUCCGAUGGCCACCUGGACUGCGCAUGCGGCAAGGGACAUAGGAUGACCCCAGCCUGUCCCCUCUUACUGUCUGUGAUUCUGUCCCUGCGCCUGGCCACGGCCUUCGACCCUGCCCCCAGUGCCUGCUCUGCCCUGGCCUCGGGCGUGCUCUACGGGGCCUUCUCACUGCAGGACCUCUUUCCCACCAUCGCCUCGGGCUGCUCCUGGACCCUGGAGAACCCAGACCCCACCAAGUACUCGCUCUACCUGCGCUUCAACCGACAGGAGCAGGUGUGCACACACUUUGCCCCGCGCCUGCUGCCCCUGGACCACUACCUGGUCAACUUUACGUGUCUGCGGCCUGGUCCGGAGGAAGCCACAGCCCGGGCGGAAUCAGAAGUGGGGCGGCCAGAGGAGGAAGCGGAGGCCGAGGCAGCAGCCACGGGCUUGGAGCUGUGUGGUGGCUCAGGCCCUUUCACCUUUCUGCACUUCGACAAGAACUUCGUGCAGCUGUGCCUGUCGGCUGAGCCCUCGGAGGCCCCACGUCUGCUAGCGCCUGCUGCCCUGGCCUUCCGCUUUGUGGAGGUUUUGCUUAUCAACAACAACAACUCCAGCCAGUUCACCUGCGGCGUGCUCUGCCGCUGGAGUGAGGAGUGUGGUCGGGCUGCAGGCAGGGCUUGUGGCUUUGCUCAGCCAGGGUGUAGCUGCCCUGGGGAGGCUGGGGCCAGCCCUGCCACCACCACACCUCCGGGGCCUCCAGCUGCCCACACCCUGUCCAAUGCCUUGGUGCCUGGGGGCCCAGCCCCUCCUGCUGAGGCCGACUUGCACUCGGGGAGCAGCAAUGACCUGUUCACCACCGAGAUGAGAUACGGUGAGGAGCCGGAAGAGGAACCGAAGGUGAAAACCCAGUGGCCAAGGUCUGCAGAUGAGCCUGGGCUAUACAUGGCGCAGACAGGCGACCCAGCAGCUGAGGAGUGGUCCCCGUGGAGCGUGUGUUCCCUGACGUGUGGGCAGGGUCUGCAGGUGCGGACCCGCUCCUGCGUGUCCUCCCCCUAUGGGACCCUGUGCAGCGGGCCCCUUCGGGAGACCCGGCCUUGCAACAAUUCAGCCACCUGCCCAGUGCACGGCGUGUGGGAGGAGUGGGGGUCCUGGAGCCUGUGCUCCCGCAGCUGCGGGCGGGGGUCCCGGAGUCGGAUGCGGACCUGCGUGCCCCCCCAGCACGGCGGCAAGGCCUGCGAGGGUCCCGAGCUGCAGACUAAACUCUGCAGUAUGGCCGCCUGCCCGGUGGAAGGCCAGUGGCUAGAAUGGGGUCCCUGGGGCCCAUGCUCCUCAUCUUGUGCCAAUGGGACCCAGCAGCGCAGCCGGAAGUGCAGUGUGGCCGGUCCAGCCUGGGCCACGUGCGCAGGUGCCCUCACCGAUACCCGUGAGUGCAGCAACUUCGACUGUCCAGCCACUGAUGGCAAGUGGGGGCCAUGGAACGCAUGGAGCCUGUGCUCCAAGACGUGUGACACGGGCUGGCAACGCCGCUUCCGCAUGUGCCAGGCUUCCGGCACGCAGGGCUACCCUUGCGAGGGCACGGGAGAGGAGGUGAAACCCUGCAGUGAGAAGAGGUGUCCAGCCUUCCAUGAGAUGUGCAGAGACGAGUACGUCAUGCUCAUGACGUGGAAGAGGGCAGCGGCUGGCGAGAUCAUUUACAACAAAUGUCCCCCUAAUGCCUCGGGUUCUGCUAGCCGCCGCUGUCUCCUCAGUGCCCAGGGCGUGGCAUACUGGGGACUGCCCAGUUUCGCUCGUUGUAUAUCUCAUGAAUACCGAUACCUGUACCUGUCACUUCGGGAGCACCUGGCUAAGGGCCAGCGCAUGCUGGCAGGUGAGGGCAUGUCGCAGGUGGUGCGGAGCCUACAGGAGCUCCUGGCUCGGCGUACUUACUACAGCGGGGACCUGCUCUUCUCUGUGGACAUUCUAAGGAACGUCACUGACACCUUCAAGAGGGCCACCUAUGUCCCUUCCGCUGAUGACGUGCAGCGUUUCUUCCAGGUGGUGAGCUUUAUGGUGGACUCAGAAAACAAGGAUAAGUGGGACGACGCUCAGCAGGUGUCGCCUGGCUCUGUGCACUUGCUGCGUGUUGUGGAAGAUUUCAUUCACCUCGUGGGCGACGCUCUCAAGGCCUUCCAGAGCUCUCUGAUUGUCACGGACAACCUGGUGAUCAGCAUUCAGAGAGAGCCUAUCUCAGCGGUGUCCAGUGACAUCACAUUUCCCAUGCGGGGCCGCAGGGGCAUGAAGGACUGGGUACGACAUUCAGAGGAUCGCCUCUUCCUACCCAAGGAGGUGCUCAGCCUGUCCUCCCCAGGGAAGCCAGCCACACCUGGGGCAGCCACAGCGGGCAGCCCGGGCAGGGGGAGGGGCCCAGGAACGGUGCCCCCUGGCCCAGGCCCCGCCCACCAGCGCCUUCUCCCAGCUGACCCCGAAGAGUCCUCCUCCUACUUUGUGAUCGGUGCUGUGCUCUACCGCACCCUUGGCCUCAUCCUGCCGCCCCCCAGGCCUCCACUUGCUGUCACCUCCCGGGUGAUGACAGUGACUGUGCGUCCCCCCACCCAGCCUCCAGCGGAGCCCCUCAUUACAGUAGAGCUCUCGUACAUCAUCAAUGGCACCACUGAUCCCCACUGUGCCAGCUGGGACUACUCGAGAGCAGAUGCCAGCUUGGGGGACUGGAACACUGAGAGCUGCCAGACCUUGGAGACCCAAGCAGCUCACACCCGCUGCCAGUGCCAGCACCUGUCCACCUUUGCCGUCCUGGCCCAGCCACCCAAGGACCUGACUCUGGAGCUGGCGGGUGCUCCCUCUGUCCCCCUGGUGAUCGGCUGUGCGGUGUCCUGCAUGGCCCUGCUCACGUUGCUGGCCAUCUAUGCAGCCUUCUGGAGGUUUAUAAAGUCAGAACGCUCCAUCAUCUUGCUGAACUUCUGCCUGUCCAUCCUGGCUUCCAACAUCCUGAUCCUCGUGGGCCAGUCCCGGGUGCUGAGCAAGGGCGUAUGCACCAUGACAGCUGCCUUCCUACACUUCUUCUUUCUGUCCUCCUUUUGCUGGGUGCUUACAGAGGCCUGGCAAUCCUAUCUGGCUGUCAUCGGGCGGAUGCGCACCCGCCUGGUUCGCAAGCGCUUCCUCUGCCUGGGCUGGGGUCUGCCUGCCCUGGUGGUGGCUGUGUCUGUUGGCUUUACUCGCACCAAAGGAUACGGCACAUCCAGCUACUGCUGGCUGUCCCUAGAGGGUGGCCUGCUCUACGCCUUUGUGGGUCCAGCAGCAGUCAUCGUCCUGGUGAACAUGCUCAUCGGAAUCAUCGUCUUCAACAAGCUCAUGGCUCGAGAUGGCGUCUCAGACAAGUCUAAGAAGCAGAGGGCCGGGUCGGAGCGGUGCCCCUGGGCCAGCCUGCUCCUCCCCUGCUCAGCGUGUGGAGCGGUCCCCAGCCCCCUGCUCAGCUCAGCCUCGGCCAGGAAUGCCAUGGCUUCCCUCUGGAGUUCCUGCGUGGUACUGCCUCUCCUGGCGCUUACCUGGAUGUCCGCUGUCCUGGCCAUGACAGAUCGCCGCUCCGUCCUCUUCCAGGCGCUCUUUGCUGUUUUCAACUCUGCACAAGGCUUUGUCAUCACCGCCGUGCACUGCUUCCUGCGCCGAGAGGUCCAGGAUGUGGUAAAGUGCCAGAUGGGUGUGUGUCGGACUGAUGAGAGUGAAGACUCCCCAGACUCGUGCAAGAACGGACAGCUGCAGAUCCUGUCAGACUUUGAAAAGGACGUGGAUCUGGCUUGUCAGACAGUUCUGUUCAAGGAGGUCAACACUUGCAACCCGUCCACCAUCACCGGCACUUUGUCCCGCCUGUCUCUGGAUGAGGAUGAGGAGCCCAAGUCCUGUCUCGUGGGUCCUGAGGGUGGCCUCAGCUUCUCACCACUGCCUGGGAACAUCCUAGUACCCAUGGCAGCCUCGCCAGGUCUGGGGGAGCCACCACCACCACAGGAGACCAACCCUGUGUACAUGUGUGGGGAGGGUGGCCUGCGGCAAUUGGACCUUACAUGGCUACGGCCAAGUGAACCAGGCUCUGAGGGGGACUACAUGGUGCUGCCCCGGCGGACUUUGAGCCUGCAGCCUGGCGGUGGGGGUACAGGGGGUGAGGAGGCACCAAGGGCCCGGCCUGAGGGGACCCCCCGGCGGGCUGCCAAGACAGUGGCCCACACUGAAGGCUACCCCAGCUUCUUGUCUGUGGAGCACUCGGGUCUAGGGCUGGGCCCUGCCUAUGGGUCUCUCCAGAACCCAUAUGGGAUGACCUUCCAACCACCACCACCAACACCCAGCGCCCGCCAAGUACCAGAGCCAGGAGAACGUAGCCGGACCAUGCCCCGUACAGUGCCUGGUUCCACCAUGAAGCUGGGCUCCCUUGAGCGAAAGAAGCUUCGGUAUUCUGACUUGGACUUUGAGAAGGUGAUGCAUACCCGGAAACGGCACUCGGAACUCUACCACGAACUCAACCAGAAGUUCCACACUUUCGACCGCUACCGUAGCCAGUCCUCAGCCAAGGAGAAACCCAGCCCCCCUGGGGGACGCCCUGGCUUGUCCCAGCACAGGAGGCAUCAAAGCUGGAGCACUUUCAAAUCUAUGACACUGGGCUCACUGCCCCCCAAACCUCGAGAACGGCUGGCUCUGCACCGGACAGCAGCCUGGGAGCCCACAGAACCGCCAGACGGCGACUUCCAGACAGAGGUGUGAGUGCCACGCCGGACUGCCCACUGCACAGAAAUAUAUAUCUAUUUUCACACUCCACUUUGGAACUACCAGGAGCCAGCGCCCCUCCCCCUCCCGAGGCUGGGCAGGAGGUGCAGAGGACUCAGCCUGGCUGGGGGCAGCCAGACUGGCAGGGCCUGGGGGCCAGGGCCCCUCCUGGUUCUCAGAGGUCCCUUAGCCACUCACCAGAGCCUCAUCUUUGCCCCAGCCUGUCUGUCCCUGUCCUGGGCUGGGGAGGGGGGAGGGAAACUUUGUUGGGAAUAAACUUCACUCUGUGGA